Molecule: messenger RNA, 888 nt
Organism: Drepanopeziza brunnea f. sp. 'multigermtubi' MB_m1
Lineage: Eukaryota; Fungi; Ascomycota; Leotiomycetes; Helotiales; Drepanopezizaceae
Source: RefSeq, a predicted model, not a curated record
AUGAUUUCGCAUCGUGUCUCGUUCGUUGAAGACCGGUUCAUUAUCAACACUACCAAGGUUGGAAAUGCAGAGCGUCUCGCAAUAGCCAGCCAUAUGCCGUAUCUAUCUAACGAUGAUACAUGCAUGUCCGCAGCGCCGGUAAAGGAAAUCACCCGGGAGAAGCUCAUCAUCAUCAUCGUCGUCGUCGUCGAGAUACAAGAAGCCCAUGCCCCGCCGGCUUUCUCCACGAAGACAGAUGCACGCCAUCUUCUCAACAGAUGUGAUCGAUCGUUCUUCCGUUCAGACCAGAAGCCCAAGUUCCCCAGGACUCAGGCGGACAUCAGCUUGCUCCGCAGCCGUCCUCCCCCUCCCCCUCUCGCUCUCGAAGUUAACAUACCAGAGAACCCAGAAGAGAAGAGAAAAGGGAGCUGCUUGUGCGUGCGCUUCUGCUUUUGUUUGUGCCCGACGACAUCGACGAGCCAGCACCUGCUUGCUACCCACCCACCCAAUACUCAAACCCGAGUAUCCACCGCCCAGCCUCCACUACCGGUAGUUCAGGCAAUUGCCGCGAACAGCGAGCGUAAACCUACAGUAGCUUUUAAACACGUCAACUACCGGUACCACGGUACAGGCCUAAGUAGUAUAAUUACAAACUUCGCCUCGAGAGGAGAUAAGAAAGACGACGAGUGGUCGGGGUCCAGCAACAGCGACUCGGAUGACAAUCCCGAUACCAACCCCGAUCCCAACCCCGACACCAAUCCCGAUCCCAAUCCCGAUCCCAACCCCGCUACCAACCCCGAUCCCAACCCCGCUACCAACCCCGCUACAAACCCCGCUACCACCAAGGCCAAGCAAGCAAGCAAGCAAAGCCUACUACUCAGCACAUCAGCAAAAACAAGAGGUGCAUAA